Molecule: messenger RNA, 1957 nt
Organism: Erpetoichthys calabaricus (reedfish)
Lineage: Eukaryota; Metazoa; Chordata; Cladistia; Polypteriformes; Polypteridae
Gene: tysnd1
Product: trypsin like peroxisomal matrix peptidase 1
Exons: 5
Coding region: 183-1868 (561 amino acids)
Biological process (GO): protein processing; regulation of fatty acid beta-oxidation
Cellular component (GO): peroxisome
Molecular function (GO): serine-type endopeptidase activity
Source: RefSeq, a predicted model, not a curated record
UGUUCUUUAAAACGUUUAGUUUAAAAAAAUAAUAAUUACUACAUAACAAUUGGAAAAAUAAAAGUCUGUGACACAUUCACUUUUCAUUGCGAAAUUGGAGAAUGCAGAUUUUUUUUCCACCAAUGAUUAUAAAAUAACUUAUUUUGAACACAUCAAAUCUGCAUGCUAAUUGCUCUUUAGACAUGAGGCUGCCAGAAGGAAUUUGCUGCAUUGUCACAACAACUGGUACACCACAACAGGAAGAGGGCCAAGUUGAAAAAGUGACUGGCUUGUCUACAGCCCAAAGCCUAAAAAGCUCAUGUGAGUCUGAAGGAAAUAGUCCAUGGAGUUGUAGCGGGAUAUUUGUGGACCCCUUAGGUGGCUUGAUUAUUUGUCACGGGUCCAUAUUCUCUCCGUUUCUUCUCAAUAAAGACCAGGAUAUCUCAAGACUUGGACUGUUGCUUCCUGAGGACUUCAGUGAAACUCUGCAGAUUGAAGUCCUGUUUCAUAACUCAGUCGCACAGUACAGCAGAAAGGCAAACCAGUUAGAAAGGCAAGAACUAGAGCUUUUUCCCACAAAGGCGAAUCUCCUAAUGCUGGUGCCAUGUCCUGAAUUUCAGAAGACCUUUUCAAUAAUGUUUAGCAAGUCAGAAAAGUGGCAGUUUUAUAAUGAAGAAGACAAAGUUGAAUUUGCAGAAGUGAAGAAAGAUGCCAAUUUUUUACACUGGUUUGCUCUUCUGAAGUUAACGGCUGUAUUUGCAAAAUCAAUAGAAACAGUUCCUUGGCUUCCUGCUACAGAUCUACAAAAAGGAGACUUAAUCUUUUCUUGUGGUUCCCCUUUUGCUUCAUUCUGUCCUGACAUAUUCAUGAAUACACUUAGCAACGGAAUUGUGAGCAAUCUAGCAGGGCCAAGAAAUGCCCUGAUCCUCACUGAUGCUGUUUGCCUACCUGGUACUGAAGGAGGAGGAAUAUUUGUGAGUAAAGGAGGGCACUUAUUUCUGCUUGGAUUGAUAGUCUCCCCAUUGUGCUGGAAAGCAAAUGAGUGGAUUGGUCUAACAAUAGUCUGCUCCCUGGAGCUGAUUCUACAGAGUAUAAAUAAACGGACAAAUGUCUUUAAAUCUGGUGUAAAGAGGACAGCACAUCACAUAUCAACUGUGGAAAGGAUGCAGUCUUUGGUAAAAAAAACAAACAUGAAAGUACCAAUCCUACAAACUGCUCCUAUGGUGGUUCUGGUAGAGAGUGGUAGUUGCUGGGGUUCAGGAGUGUUGAUGAACUCGCAACUGAUUCUCACCUGCAGACAUGUAGUCAAUGGAGCAGAGAGAGUGAAAGUGAAGAUUGGCGGGACAUCUGGAUGCUUCCACAGCAGGAUAGGAAAAGUGGUCUUUUCUACAAAAGAAGAAUCGCCAUAUGAUGUAGCUGUAUUAUUACUAAAUGAAAGUCUUUUGGAUGCUCCUGAACCCACUUUAGCUUCCACCUUUGUCCCAGGGGAGUCUGUCUGUGUUUUGGGGUUUGGGCUUUUUGGACAGAAUUGUGGACCAUCUGUGACAGCUGGAACUCUGUCCAGAGUCAUGCAGUGUGAGUCUAAAGCUAUAAUGUUGCAGACUACAUGUGCAGUGCAUGCAGGAACAAGUGGAGGAGCAUUGUAUCGCACAAGCACUGGAGAACUACUAGGAAUCGUAACCAGCAAUACCAGAGAUAAUGCAAUCAACAUUACUUAUCCUCACCUGAAUUUUAGCAUCGCCAUCACUGUUCUGAAGCCACUUCUUCAUAAGUACAUCAUAUCUAAAGACAGCUCAGUAUUUGCAGAACUGGAUACUGCCAAUAAUCUGGUAAAAAAUAUAUGGAGGCUUCACAGACGCCAACCCCCUCUACCACAAAGCAAAAUUUAAUUCUAGAGGACAACUUAUAUAACUGGAGUUUCACAAAGUUUUUGGAAUGUCACUUGAAAUACACAAAAUAAAGAUUUUUUUUGCUCUUG